Messenger RNA from Leptonychotes weddellii (Weddell seal), 982 nucleotides. Its product is annotated as olfactory receptor 6C1-like. Lineage: Eukaryota; Metazoa; Chordata; Mammalia; Carnivora; Phocidae. Gene Ontology annotation, molecular function: olfactory receptor activity; G protein-coupled receptor activity. Gene Ontology annotation, biological process: G protein-coupled receptor signaling pathway. Gene Ontology annotation, cellular component: membrane. The record is from RefSeq and is a predicted model, not a curated record.
AAAAAUGAGAAACUACACAGAAAUAACAGAGUUUAUCCUCCUGGGAUUAUCAGAUGACCCACAGCUUCAGGGGGUGAUCUUUGUUUUUCUGCUCAUCACCUACAUGCUCAGCAUCACUGGGAAUCUGACCAUUAUCACCCUUACCCUGCUGGAUUCCCACCUCCAGACUCCCAUGUAUUUCUUCCUCAGAAACUUCUCCUUGCUAGAGGUUUCAUUCACGACUGUCAGCAUACCCAAGUUCCUGGGCACCUUGAUUACAGGAGAUAAAAUCAUUUCCUUUAAUGACUGCAUGGCUCAGUUCUUUUUUUUCAUCCUCUUGGGAGUCACUGAAUUUUGCCUUCUCGCCACCAUGUCCUAUGACCGUUACAUUGCCAUCUGCAAACCUCUGCAUUACAUGACCAUCAUGAAUCCCAGAGUCUGCAUACUCCUUGUCCUUGCUUCUUGGUUGGCUUCAUUCUUAAUCAUAUUCCCAUUACUCAUGCUGUUCAUACAGCUUGAUUACUGUAAGUCCAAUGUUAUAGACCAUUUCACCUGUGAUUAUUUUCCCCUGCUGCAACUUUCUUGCUCAGACACAAAAUUCCUAGAGAUAGUGGGCUUUUCCUGUGCUGUGUUUACUUUAAUGUUCACUUUGGCAUUAAUAAUCCUGUCCUACAUAUAUAUCAUCAGAACAAUUUUGAGGAUUCCUUCUGCUAGUCGGAGGACAAAGGCCUUUUCCACCUGUUCAUCCCACAUGAUUGUCAUCUCCAUCUCCUAUGGCAGCUGCAUUUUCAUGUACAUUAAUCCAGCAGCAAAAGACAGAGUGUCUCUGAGCAAGGGAGUUGCUGUGCUAAACACCUCAGUAGCCCCCAUGCUGAACCCCUUUAUUUACAGCCUAAGGAACCAGCAAGUCAAGCGAGCCUUCAUGGACAGGGCAAGGAAGAUUGUAUUUUUCUCAAACAAAUGAAAAAAUAAAAGUGUUGUCAUAAAUUAGAGGCAUAAUGAA